AUGUCAAGCUUGAAUGAACACAACUGAAAACAGACCACUAAAUAACUCUUGGGAGAGUUCUGUAUACUUACACGAAAAGUCGCAUAAUUUUUUAUUUGCCAAGGCAAAAUAAAUAAAUAGACCUUUAUUAUAAGGGCCCACAGAAUGAAGUUAGCCCUUGCGGCGGCAUUGCUGCUUUUAGUUUCUACAGUUUACAGCAAAACAACACCAGCACCUACGAAGAAAGGUACCACACGACCAACAACGAAACCAACAAAAGCACCAACAUGUCCGAAACAAGGAAAAGACUUUUACGUUCAAAUAAAAGUUCUUGGUCAAGGUGAUUGGUCAUACGAAAUGAAUCAAGUAGAAUCGCAAGCUUUUCAAGACAUCAGAGAAAAGUUAUAUGAUUGCGCAUUGACAACUUAUUCGGACUACGAUUUUUAUCAAGAUAUGAUCUUGCUUAGCGUAGAUAACGCAACAGCAGGAUUUAUUGCCAGUUUUGCUAUUCGGUUCACUAAAGAAGGCGAUGGUCAUUUAAAUCGAUUAACGCAAGCAAUUCAGUCUGGUAAAUUCUGCGAUGUAGAGGUUGCACCAAAAUUUGUACAAUGCAAUGAACUCGAUCAAACUAUGUUGUAUCCAAUGGCAAAUUGUCCAUCUCCAUGUGGUGGCGAUCUUAACUGCUGGCCAUCAUGUGACGCUUCAUGCUGUGCUGCUUCUCCAGAACAAACGGUAUAUUUACCAGUUGCACCACCACCGCCACCGCCGCCACCUCCGCCACCACCGCCACCACCUCCAAUGACAACAUGCGCUCCCGGAUGCCCAGAAACAUGUGCCCCAUCUUGUUCACCCACUUGUUGUUUCGUUCAGAAAAGAUGGUUAGAUAAACAAAAACAACAAAAAGUUGCUCAAAAUGCAGGAAAACCGUUCUUUGCUCCAGGAAAGUAAACGAGACUUCAUAAACAAACGAUAAACCUACCUAUGCUUAUAUAGCAUGAGAAAAGAAUAAAAUUACAAGUUUCAAAAGAUCAAACUUGUUUUGGUGACAUAUAUAUUACAUAUGACAUAUCUUUUUGUAAGACAUGCACACGACUAUAUCGAAAAAUUGGGCUUACGAAUGUUGUAUAUUAUAUUUUUUUACGAAAAUAAAAGAAAGCUAGAUCUUGCCAGCUUCCACUCAAGUCACUGCUUUUAAAUUUAGAUAAAAAAAAUUGUCUUUGAUAAGCUAUUGACAUCUCUAGACUAGCUUUCUUUACGUGUAUACUUUUGUAUAUUGUAAUUUCUACGAUUAAAGCCAAUUAGGUCUCCGAAAUAAUAUAUUGUUCUUACUAUCA
Molecule: messenger RNA, 1313 nt
Organism: Hydractinia symbiolongicarpus
Lineage: Eukaryota; Metazoa; Cnidaria; Hydrozoa; Anthoathecata; Hydractiniidae
Exons: 7
Coding region: 145-927 (260 amino acids)
Source: RefSeq, a predicted model, not a curated record